Messenger RNA from Camellia sinensis, 2518 nucleotides. RefSeq lists its product as uncharacterized. Lineage: Eukaryota; Viridiplantae; Streptophyta; Magnoliopsida; Ericales; Theaceae. The record is from RefSeq and is a predicted model, not a curated record. Gene Ontology annotation, molecular function: metal ion binding.
CGCUCAAACUCUUUAAAUGACGCGUAGAAAGGCAUCUCCCUCAUUGAAAGCCAGCACAGCUCCUCAACAGCAAUGGAUGCUUCUAGGGUUUCUUGAGAGAUUGAGUGAGCAUCGUUUACAUUCAUCCCCAAUCGACAACAACUUUGAACUAGUACUGAGAGACUAGCCUCCUAAUUAGGGUUUCAAAAUCUAUGAAUCAUACACUUUAAAUCGCAUUCAUUCAUUGAGUGGGACUAAUUGAAGCAGAGCGUUAUAUAAAAAUGCUUCAAUCAAUUGACAGCUCAUGAAGAAGGGACUGAAGGAAUCGAAAAGUGUUUCUUGGGCUUCAGGGGCUAAGCUUUUUCAGGUAAAGUUGUUUUUAUCCGAGGAUUGCCCUUCGAAAGUUGGUCUGCACACUCAAGAUCAUCUGCAGACUAACAGUGUGUACUCUGACAACCAUUCCUCCAGGUUUGAAGGCAGACAUUCUAUGGACCCACUAAAGAAGAAACUCACCCACAUACCUCAGAUUGAAUGGAAAUGCCCUCCUGAAGUUGUUUUGAAUCCUGAUUGGCAUGUGGCUGCUGGUGAGGAAAGCAAAGAGGCAGAAACUCAAAAGAAUAGGGAAAGGAAAGUAUUCAGAUCAGCUUAUACUCGUGUUUCUGACAUCCAUCGCAGCUUCUUCCGGCCGUUGGAUGUGCAAGAUCAUCUUGAUGAUAGCCACAUCCCUGUCAUCCCCAUCACUCCCAUUGAAGAUGUGGCAGUAGAUCUGCCAUCUGAGACGGUAGUACCACAAAACAUGUCUUUCAACUCGCAGCCACUAGCCCUGCCCCGAGGUGUGUUAUCUGGAAAUCCCGAAUCUGACCCUGCUGCUUCUCUAAAGCCUUCUGCCAAUGAAAAACCAGCACUUGAGAUUCUACCUGGUUUUCAAGCUGAUGCAGUUGUUGCUGCUGUGGCUGCAGUAACUGCAAUCACGAAGAGCAAAGAACAUGCAAGCUUGAUUGACCCUGAUUUGCUCAUUAAAUUCCUCAGCGACCCAAAAAUGGUCGAGAAAUUGAUCCGUGAGCAAGGAUCUACUGCCGGUACUAGAACUGAACCUGUGUCUGAAUCAAAGUCUUUGACAACAUCAGUGCCUUUGCCCAUCACAAAGCCAGGUCUGGUUGAGAAAGUGAUUAAUGAAAAUGAGGCAGUAAUGAAGACAGCAAGUACAUCCAUACCUGGCCCAAAUCUAGUUUCACCCUCGGUUGCUAUACCUGGUCCAAAUCUAGUUCCACCCUCGGCUGCCAUACCAGGCCCAACUCUAGUUCCACCCUUGGCUGCUAUACCUGGCCCAAAACCCAAUCCAGUGAUUAAACAAUUGAAUAAUGAACAGGACCCAAUUUCUGGGUCAAAGCUGGUGACACUGACACCCUCAGUGGCACUACCUGGCCCAAAAUCUGAGCCAGUGAUUGAAAAACUGAUCCAUAAACACAGAGCACACACUGAAACACGAGCUGCACCUGUUUCUGGACAUAAGCCAGCGACAUCCCGGGUUGCUUUUUGCAGUCCGAGACCUGGUCCAGUGGUUAAAAAAUUGAUCAAUGAAAACCAAGUGCCCACUGAAGCAGGAAGUGUACCUUUUGCUGUAGGGAAGCUAGCAACACCGCUAGCUUCCUUGCCCAGCUCGAAACCACAUUUGGCAAAGAUUAAGAUGAUGAUUAAUGAAUAUGGAACAGAAAAUGAACCCAUUUCUAGGUCUAUUCCAUCGACUCUGAAGGUUCCAAUUUCGAGUCCGAAACUGGAUAUGGUUUUGCCAGAUGUUACAGGGCCAAACUUGAUAGCAUUACAGAAUAUGAUUCAACCAGAUUUGCGACUUAAGGCACCGCCAGUGGACACAACAGGGCUGAACUUGCACCCAUUGGUAAAUAUGGUGCAGCGCAGUUUACAAAUGCAAGCACUCUCACCAGAUACUGUUCCAACAUCUACAUUUUUGGGCCCUCCGGUAAAGGACAUCAAUUACAUUAAGAACCUUAUCAGGCAACAUGGAAAAAACGAUGAAACUGAGGAAUAUAAUCUUUCACAAUCUGGAAAAUCUCAUGUUCAGGACCUGAAAUUGGUUCCAAAUCUAAAACCAAAUGAAUUGACACCAAAGUUUCAGAAAGAUUGCAUCUUCUUUAAUAGCCCGAGGGGAUGCCGAUAUGGGUCUAACUGCCUUUUCCGCCAUGAUAGGGUUAAAAAGUUGCAGCCUGGCAGUGUUUUGGAGGGUCCAAGUGCAAAGAGAAUGAAACUGGGUGGGGAAAUCACUGGAAGCACUUAAAAUGGAGGGUGAUUUAAUUGAUGAAAUUUUCACCUUUGUUACAUAGUUUUUACAGUUUUUCUUUCUCCGUCAUCAGGAAGUUUUUACAGAUGAACUUUUUAUGCUUUGGUUUUUUCACCUCUGGUACACAGUUUUUCUCCUUUGUGCAUAGCAUAGCAGUUUCUUCAGAUUUAUAAGUGUGGCACAAUGGCCCAAGAAAUUUGCAAAUUUGUGAAUAGAUUUGAGCAGUUAUUUUUCUGGGUUUUC